AUGUCCAUCCACGCCAACGGCAGCACACCCACUCAACCCUUCAGCACAAACCCCUUCAAAACAAGACAAGACUUCCAAUCCGCCUGCACAGCCAUCCUAAACCCCCUCCUCCCCCUCUUCACGCCCCAACAAACCCGCGUGAAAGUCGGCUCAACAGCCACCCGCUUCGACGAAGGUGGCGCCCAAUUCGAAGGCUUCGCUCGUCCACUAUGGGGACUCGCAUCUCUCCUUGCAGGAAACUAUGACUACGCCGAUGCCACACGCUGGCGAACAGGUAUAAUCAAUGGAUGUAACCCCGCCAGUCCAGAGUACUGGGGUGAUCUGGAGAAUUCCGAUCAGCGGAUGGUCGAGAUGUGUCCGCUUGGAUUUGCAUUGGCUGUUGCGCCGCAUGUCUUCUGGGACCCGCUUACUGAGAAAGAGAGAGGUGAUGUGGGGAAUUGGCUGAGAAGUAUUAAUGAUUUGGAGAUGCCGAAUACGAAUUGGUUGGUUUUCCCGAAAAUGCGCGAGGAAGUGUUUACUGACUUGGUGCCUAGGCUCUGGUUCCGGGUUUUCGCAAAUCUGGGGCUGAAGAAGAAUAACGCUGAUUAUUCUCAUUCGCGGAUUGAGGCAGAUAUGGAUCAUUUGGAUACGUUCCAUAUUGGUGAUGGCUGGAGUAAUGAUGGACCGAAGAGUCAUCAUCAGAUGGAUUACUACUCUGGUUCAUUUGCUAUUCAAUUCCUGCAGCUUCUGUAUGCAAAACUUGCUGGCGAUUUUGAUCCCGAGCGCGCAGAGAGAUACAGACAGCGAUCGAAGCAGUAUGCCUUGGAUUUUGUGCACUAUUUCGCUCCAGAUGGUAGCGCAAUCCCCUUCGGCCGCUCAAUGACCUACCGUUUCGCAAUGGCCGGCUUCUGGGGCGCACUAGCCUACGCCGAUGUCGACCUUCCACCCCAAUUAACUUGGGGCAUCGUAAAAGGUCUUCUGCUCCGCCAUUUUCGGUGGUGGGCCACGCACAAAGACAUCUUCAACAACGACGGAACCCUAAAUUUAGGCUUCUGCUAUUCAAACCCCUACCUGACUGAGAACUAUAAUUCCUCCGGCUCACCGUAUUGGUGCUGUCUCUCUUUCCUUGCGCUCGCACUCCCAGAAUCUCAUCCUUUCUGGUCCUCGCCAGAAGAGGGAUACCCGAGCUCGGUGCUGCCAGAGGUGAAGGCACUCACUUACCCGAAACAUAUCCUCGUCCGGCGCGGUGGGCACUCGUUCCUUCUAUCGUCUGGGCAGGCGUGUCACUAUGCUAUGCGGGGCACGCAGGCUAAAUAUGGCAAAUUCGCCUACAGUGCUUCGUUUGGAUACUCAGUUCCGACGGGCGCGUAUGAGUUGGAACAGUAUGCGCCUGAUAGUAUGCUUGCGUUGUGUGAUGAUGAUGGUGAGAUUUGGAAGACGAGACGGGUGGCAAUUGAUGCGAGACUUGAGUUUCCAGAGGGGUCAGAUGGAACUCCUAUCCUUGUUUCUGGGUGGAAGCCUUGGAGCGAUGUGGAUAUUGAGACUAUUCUCAUUCCGCCUUCUGCUGAAGCGCCGAAUUGGCAUAUUCGGGCUCAUCGUGUUAGGACUGAACGGGCAUUGAAGACUUCUGAAGGGGCCUUUGCGAUUUAUGGGUGUCAAAGUGAUAGUGGGAGAAUGUUGGGAGCUUUAGAGGGUGGCGAUGAGGGGACUGAACUGGAUGGCGGUAGUGCGUUGGUGGUUUCUUCUGUUGGUGCUGUAGGUAUAACCGAACUUUUUAACUCGAGUUCUGGACGCGCUGGACGAGUUGUGCUUGCGGAUCCUAACUCGAAUUUGAUUCAUGGUCGCACGUUGCUGCCGUCAUUGGCUGCCGAGUUGGCUGCUGGCCAGGAGAGUUGGUUUGUGACUGCUGUCUAUGCGUUGCCUACCAGGUCUCAAGAUUGGAAGCCGAUGUGGGAACAGAAGCCGAGUAUUCCGGACUGGUUGACCAAGAGAUUGGAAAAUUAG
Molecule: messenger RNA, 1983 nt
Organism: Penicillium longicatenatum
Lineage: Eukaryota; Fungi; Ascomycota; Eurotiomycetes; Eurotiales; Aspergillaceae
Product: glycoside hydrolase family 154 protein
Exons: 2
Coding region: 1-1983 (660 amino acids)
Source: RefSeq, a predicted model, not a curated record